AUGGAGGCCGCCCCGCCGGCGACGCCAGAGCUGGCCGACGAUGCCAGCAUCCCCUCUUUCCGUGGAGAGGGAGACCAGCGCCAUCAACCUCGCACCCUCAUCCGUGCAAUCGUGGGCGCCAUCGACGCGCACGAUAAGAAGCGCGUCGUGGUGGGCGGCUGGGUGAGGACCGGCCGCAGGUCGUCGAGCCUCUUGGCCUUCCUGGAGCUCAACGACGGCUCCUGCCAGCAGAACCUCCAGGCCGUGGUGAAGGGCCAGGUGUACGGCGACCUCCGGCGCCUCACGCCGACGGGGACGUCCGUGCUCUUGGAGGGCGUUCUAGAGAAACUCGACGGAGCCAAGUACAAGCAGCUCAUCGAGCUGCAGGUGGAGAAGGUGAUCGACGUCGGCGAGGUAGACGCCAGGGUGUACCCGCUACCCAAGACCAAGCACACGCUCGAGGGCCUCAGGGACAUCCCCCACCUCCGCCCACGCACUGACACGAUAGCCGCGGUUGCUAGGAUAAGGAGUGAGCUCGCCUUCGCAACACAUAGUUUCUUCAGGGAUGAAGGUUUCUUGCACGUACACACACCAAUAAUAUCAACAAGUGAUUGUGAGGGUGCCGGCGAGAUGUUCCAGGUCACCACCUUGUUCAGUCAAGCCGACAAGGUGGAGAAGGAGCUCAAGGAGAAUGGCGCCCCACCGUCAGAAGCCGACACCGAAGCCGCGAAGCUUGUUGUGCGAGAGAAGGGAGACGCCAUUGCGCGGCUUAAAGCAGCAAAAGUAGCUGGCAAGCAAGAGAUAAGCGCCGCUGUUUUGGAGCUUGAAAAGGCCAAAGAGAUUGUUUCCAGCCUCGAAGCAGAGAGGUUGAGAUUGAGACCAGGGAUUCAACGCAAGGACGACGGAACUAUCUCUUUCGAGAACGAUUUCUUUAAGCGCCCGGCUUAUCUCACCGUCUCUGGCCAGCUUCAGGCUGAGACCUAUGCGUGUGCUCUCGGCAGGGUGUAUACCUUCGGACCGACGUUCCGGGCAGAGAAGUCGCACACAUCAAGACAUCUGGCCGAGUUUUGGAUGGUCGAACCGGAGAUGGCGUUCACCGACCUGAAAGAUGAUAUGGACUACGCAGAAAGAUAUGUCAAACACCUCUGCAGGUGGAUACUUGAACAUUGCAGUGAAGACAUGGAAUUCAUGGUCAACCAUCAUGAUAGGACUGCGAUUGAGCGUUUAGAGCUUGUUUCGGAGACGCCUUUUAAGCGCAUUUCAUAUACGGAGGCAGUCGAGAUAUUGGAGAAUGCAGAUAAGGAGUUUGAGAACAAGGUCGAAUGGGGAAUCGAUUUAGCGUCUGAACACGAGAGGUAUUUGACUGACGUAGUAUUUGAGAAGCCAGUCAUUGUUUAUGACUAUCCAAAAGAAAUAAAAGCAUUCUAUAUGAGGCUCAAUGACGACCAAAAGACAGUAGCUGCUAUGGAUGUUCUUGUCCCCAAGGUUGGUGAAUUAAUUGGUGGAAGCCAAAGGGAGGAGCGCCUAGAUAUUCUUAAACAACGGUUAAUCGAUGGAGGUUUGGCUUUAGGGCCAUACGAGUGGUACCUGGACCUUCGACGCUUUGCAGCUGUCAAACAUAGUGGAUUUGGCAUGGGCUUCGAGAGAAUGCUCCUUUUUGCUACUGGCCUCGACAAUAUCAGAGAUGUCAUCCCCUUCCCAAGAUGCCCUGGGAAGGCUGAUCUUUGAAAGGCUGCCACGCCUUCUGUUUUAAAUAUGCAUGGUCUUUCGGCGCAGGUUUUGCGUAUCU
Lolium rigidum is the source of this 1768-nucleotide messenger RNA. Its product is annotated as asparagine--tRNA ligase, cytoplasmic 3-like. Lineage: Eukaryota; Viridiplantae; Streptophyta; Magnoliopsida; Poales; Poaceae. The transcript has 5 exons. Gene Ontology annotation, molecular function: ATP binding; nucleic acid binding; asparagine-tRNA ligase activity. Gene Ontology annotation, cellular component: mitochondrion. Bases 1 to 1707 code for a protein of 568 amino acids. The record is from RefSeq and is a predicted model, not a curated record. Gene Ontology annotation, biological process: asparaginyl-tRNA aminoacylation.